AUGACCGCUGUCCACGCUCAAAACAGUGGUGUGUUCUUUCUACAUGGUUACGGUGGAACCGGUAAAACAUACAUGUGGAGAACGCUUGCAAGUGCAUUGAGGUCCAAGCAUGAUAUAUGUUUAACCGUUGCAACGAGUGGAAUAGCCUCUCUAUUAUUGCCUGGUGGUAGAACUGCACAUUCGAAAUUCAAAAUACCUGUCCCAACAAUGGAUAACUCUACUUGCAAAAUCGACUAUGAUGAUGACGUUGCAGACCUUCUAAGACAGACAAAGCUUAUUAUAUGGGAUGAAGCACCCAUGGCACACAAGCAUGCUUUUGAAUCACUCGACCGAACUUUGAAGGAUGUGAUGCGUACAUACGGUAAUUCAAAGGAAAUCUUUGGUGGAAAGGUGGUCGUCUUCGGUGGUGAUUUUAGACAGAUUUUGCCCGUUGUUCCCAGAGGAAGUCGUUCCGAUAUCGUACACACUACGAUAAAUGCUUCUUACAUAUGGCGGUCGGUUGAAGUUUUGACUUUGACACAGAACAUGCGACUACAAUCCGGCCCAAAUGAACAUGAAAAGAAAGAAAUAGCAGACUUCUCAAAGUGGUUGUUAUACAUUGGUGAAGGAAAAGUCUCUGAGCCAAAUCACGGAUUUUCCGACAUUGAACUGCCACCGGAACUUUUGAUAAUGGAUUACAACGAUCCAAUUGUGGCCAUCGUCAAUAGUACUUACCCUGAUUUCAUACAAAAUUACCAAUCUAACGACUACCUCAAAAGUCGCGCGAUACUUGUUUCUACAUUAGAAGUUGUUGAUCAAAUCAAUCGUCACGUCCUUGAUUUGAUGCCAGGUGACAUGAAGGAAUACUACAACUCGAACACUGUGGACAGGUCCGAGAUUCAUGACACCAAUGUGGUCGACAUCCUCACACCAGAGUUUCUUAGUUCACUAACUACUUCGGGGUUACCUAACCACCACAUUUGCCUGAAGGUAGGAACGCCUGUUAUGCUUAUGCGUGACAUAGAUCAGUCGGAGGGUUUGUGUAACGGAACAAGGGUGAUGAUAACUAAGAUGGCCAACCAUGUUAUAGAGGCAAAAAUCAUGGCCGGAAAGGGUUGUGGUAAUUUGGUAUACAUCCCAAGAAUGGACAUGUCUCCCUCUCAGUCCCCUUGGCCUUUCAAACUUAAACAGCGUCAAUUUCCAAUAAUUGUUUCGUAUGCAAGGACGAUAAAUAAAUCUCAAGGACAAUCUCUGGAUACAGUUGGACUUUAUUUGCCGAGGGACGUAUUUACUCAUGGACAAAUCUAUGUAGCACUAUCAAGGGUCACAACGAAACAAGGUAUCAAAAUAUUGAUAUAUGAUCAAAACGACCGGCUAAAGUCGACUACGACAAACGUCGUGUACAAAGAGGUUUUCAACAACAUAUAG
Molecule: messenger RNA, 1407 nt
Organism: Vicia villosa (hairy vetch)
Lineage: Eukaryota; Viridiplantae; Streptophyta; Magnoliopsida; Fabales; Fabaceae
Exons: 2
Coding region: 1-1407 (468 amino acids)
Biological process (GO): DNA repair; telomere maintenance
Molecular function (GO): DNA helicase activity
Source: RefSeq, a predicted model, not a curated record